GUCGUUGUUGUCGAGCUCAUCGUUGAUGGCGUCGUCCCGCACAGAAUAGUGUGGUUGAUUUCUUCCGUUGUGCUCUUGGCACAGGUUCCACAUACGCGGGGCGUUGUUGCUGAUGGGCUCACCGAACUGGUUUACAUUCCUUACACUGCCUUUGGUUGCUGUCCCUAUCAUGGGCUGCAUUCGUUCUCGUCCAGUCCUUCCCUUGCCUUCCUCGCGUUGCCUUGGUCCCCUUCUUUUCACCUUUAUCUCUUUGGGAAAUAGUUCAUGUUGUCUGAUCUGCAUCUUUUUCUAGUGGAAACACAUCUGUUUUGGCACCAUGCCGUCAACGUCCUCGAUCCGGUUGAUGUCCUCGGACACUACGCGUUCGUUGCUCCCCCUACCACCGCCACCACUAACAGCUCGAAUGGUCUACUCUAUCCCGAACGUCUCCCCGCUUACCAACACUAUCGCAACAUUCUCAGCUACUCAUGCGUCAUUUGCCGGAUAAACUACCCCCACAUCAACCACGGCCUCGGCCAAGCAAAGCGCGCUGUGCGUUUCCCUACUUUGGGUAUCGUUGGAAUCUGUCGAGACCACGAUCGCCACAAGACGAGCUACUGCGGCGUCUGUUAUCGCGAAGCUACCCGCGAGCGCGACUUGAGUCGUGACCGUGUCGGGUGCAUGUCCAAUGAAGACGUCGAAACGUGGCCCGGUAUCGAAGCGACAUGCAAGCAGUGCCGCAAGGAUGGUUUGUUUCGGAGAGCGUACGCACGGGUGGAAGAUCAGGAGGCGCUGGGGAUGCUGGGUUCGAAAGAUAUUGACGACGAAGCAAGAGCCGCAGUCGAGGGUUUUCUCACCUUCGCUGAUGGUUCCGUGCGGCGGACACUCGAGACUGUGCAGGACAGAUUGUGGUUGAAGAAGCAGACGAGGAUGCGCCAAUUUAGAUCUCUUGUCGCUGCGAACCGUUACGAGACACGGGAGGACGGCAUCCAGCAGUUAUCCGCUUACCGAGCAGCCAUGCGAACUCAUGAGAGCGAAGAAGAUCUCGAUAUGGAUACGAGUGAGUUCGAAGAGGAGGAGGAAGAGGAUCCCGAGAUCGAACAGCGGUCGUUAGAGGAUCAUAGCGCAAAAAGCAUGGCCCUAGGCGACUGGGCGCGCAACAGAAUAUUGGAUGGGUUCUGGGUAACACCUUGCGACCAAUGGAUCUCUGGUACCAUGCUAGAAGUAUCUCGUGCCGAACAUCCCUGCCCGUGGACGCGUGGAGAGGAGGACGACAGCAUCGAGGAGCAUCCCCGGCAAGCGACGGUCUUGGGCGACGUGCCUCCGUCAUAUAGUCUGUGCGAGCACGCAAAUUACGCGUACAUGAAGGAGCUCCGGACGCUGCUCCUUCCGCCGAUGAAGAAUAUUGUUCGGAGAUUGGUUAUCGAGUGCGCGGCUGAUGGGUACGACGCCGUGAGAAAGGCGAGCAAGAUGACUUUGGAUGAUGUCGUUCACGAGCUCAAGGAUGAGGCGGUUUGGUUUGACGGGUUCGACUGGCUAGAGCGGAGGAGGAAUGACCGACUAGAGGCACGCAAGAACGAACAGCGGAUGCGAACCGUGGAAGAAAACAACAGUAGCGACGAAUCUUCGCUAUCCAGCAAGUCGGACGGAUCGACUACGAGCCCAGUGCUUUCUACAUCAACCCUCCAGACGACGCCUUCCCCGCCACCCAAAGAGGCCAUCUUGAUUCCAGUAUCGCCUAUCCUUGAUCCUCCACGGCUCUUGAGACCGAUACCAUAUAUUCCGGAAUCGCUGAUCCAUCUGCCGGAGCAGAGUUUGGAGGUUUUCCAAGGAAUAUGGAGAGAUGCCUGCCGGCCGCUCUAUCACUGCCGAUGCAAGAUAUGCGAGCGAGCUAAAGCUGCGGAGGGCGUGGUUCAAAUAGCACCCGAGGAUACGGCUCAGCCUGUUACGGCUGCAGCGGAGAUUCGUCUACCGUCUCCUGAGGCCGUCGACGUCGAGGCUGACGAUGACGAGCUCGACUAUGAUUCGUAUUAUGACGAAGAGUUUUACUCGGAGGAAGAGGACGAGGCAUGGAGUCCCUCAGCUGAGCGUAAAUCUCCCGAGGUGCCAGACCCACCCGUCAGAAAGAGGUCGUUAGAUGAUGUAGCGGAGCCCGUAAGGUCGGGAACGCCGCCCAAAAAGCUGAAGGUUGAUGUCGAAACUAGCCCGCCCGAGCCGAGGUUGAAGAAGCGAAACUCGGAAGAACUCGAAGUUGUUGAGGACAGUGCUGGGAGGAAGCGGUUCAAAACUGAAGAAGUUGUCGAGUCGCCGCCGACGUCGUUGGGGAAUAGUGACCACUCGAGCUCGGUACCGCCGCUCGAGGAGGAAGAGGCACGGUAGAUGUGUUUGAAUGUUCUUUUCUUGUUUCUCGCAUAUGCUUUCCUUUCGUUGCCUUUGAGUGUAUUAUAUCCCAACCGAUUCUGGCAUACCUCUCUCUUGCUUAGUUCGCAAUGUUUGUGCUAUAUAAAUGUUUCUCGUAAAUUGCUUGGCCACCAAAACUAUGUUUG
Desarmillaria tabescens is the source of this 2525-nucleotide messenger RNA. RefSeq lists its product as uncharacterized. NCBI's taxonomy places the organism in Eukaryota, Fungi, Basidiomycota, Agaricomycetes, Agaricales, Physalacriaceae. The transcript has 2 exons. The coding region runs from base 265 to 2358 and encodes 697 amino acids. The record is from RefSeq and is a predicted model, not a curated record.